UGUUGGCUAGUUUUUUCUGUCUUUUGUUUUUGUUUGGCCUCGCUUUUUAGGACAGCAACAUCGUUAUUUAUACCCUCCCGCGAGUACCUUUUUUCUGCAAAAAAAGUAAAACAGAAAAUGAGAAAAAAAAAUAAAAAUAAAUAGUUCAUGAGUUCUGGGUACUGACUAGAUCACUCGCUUUAUUGGACUUGUGAAUUCUUUGUCAAACAGCAACUCAAACUGUGUUGACUGAUCAGAUUUGAGUCGUAGAACCCAACAAUGGAGGAGAAGAGUGACAAAACUCUGCAACAAAGCGGUUCUGUUCAUCUCACAAAAUCGAUUCGUUGCAUCGUCAAACUCGGAGGUGCAGCAAUUACUUGCAAGAAUGAAUUAGAGACCAUAAAUGAAGAGAAUCUCAAGAUGGUUUCCUCGCAGCUGAGGCAAUCGAUGAUUGCUGGUUCGUCUUCUGGAAAGGUUCUUGGGAUGGAUUGGAGCAAGAAAUCUGGAGAACCAGAAAUUUCAUUCACUGUGGAUGAUUUCGAAGAUCAACCAGUUGCGGAGUCGAGCCCUUUUGUAGUUGUUCAUGGAGCAGGCUCUUUUGGGCACUUUCAAGCUAGUAAAUCUGGGGUGCAUAAAGGAGGAUGGAAUCGACCCCUGGUCAAGGCUGGUUUUGUUGCCACCCGCAUAUCUGUUACGAAUCUCAAUCUUGAAAUUGUUAGAGCCCUAGCCAGAGAGGGGAUUCCUUCCAUAGGAAUGUCUCCAUUUGCAUGUGGAUGGUCAACUAGCGAAAGGAAUAUAGCCUCAGCUGAUUUGUCUGUAGUGACCAAGGCUAUUGAAUCUGGUUUAGUACCUGUUCUGCAUGGAGAUGCUGUGCUCGAUGACUUACUGGACUGCACCAUAUUGAGUGGGGAUGUUAUCAUCAGUCAUCUAGCAGCACACUUGAAGCCUGACUACGUUGUUUUUCUUACGGAUGUUCUCGGGGUAUAUGAUCGUCCACCAUCAGAACCCAAUGCAAUACUCUUGAGAGAAAUUGCUGUGGCUGAAGAUGGGAGCUGGUCCGUUGUGAGGCCAACACUUCAGGACAUGAAUACUCGAGUUAAAACUAGUGUAGCAGCCCAUGAUACAACUGGUGGAAUGAUGACCAAGAUAGGAGAAGCUGCAAUGAUUGCAAAGCUAGGGAUCAAUGUCUAUAUUGUGAAGGCAGCCACAAGCCAUGCGUUGAGGGCCUUGAGCGGUGAAUUGCAAGGCGAAAUUCCUGAUGAUUGGCUUGGAACAUUAAUCCGGUUUUCAAGUAAAUGACCAUCUGAUGCUAGAGUCGCUGAACAGUCAACACUUGAAAAAAGACAAACUUCUGGUACUGAUUCCAAUGAAUCUUACUACAUGAAUUGUUUGAAUGCAACACUAGAAAACUGAUUGUAAUAUACUGAAAAUCUUUAGUUUUGUUGAUAUCUGAGUUGGCAUCAAAAUGAUAAUGAGUUGAGAUUCACAUAAUCCAUUAGUUCAGGGUUGAGAAUUUGGAAUGCCAGCCUCUAUUCUGUUUGAUAUAGUUGACAGUGACUAGGUUUCUGUGUUCA
Messenger RNA from Rosa rugosa (rugosa rose), 1553 nucleotides. Its product is annotated as isopentenyl phosphate kinase. The transcript is spliced from 12 exons. The coding region runs from base 259 to 1278 and encodes 339 amino acids. Gene Ontology annotation, cellular component: cytosol. Lineage: Eukaryota; Viridiplantae; Streptophyta; Magnoliopsida; Rosales; Rosaceae. The record is from RefSeq and is a predicted model, not a curated record. Gene Ontology annotation, molecular function: kinase activity.